Nasonia vitripennis (jewel wasp) is the source of this 4227-nucleotide messenger RNA. Its product is annotated as band 7 protein AGAP004871. Bases 462 to 1364 code for a protein of 300 amino acids. Gene Ontology annotation, cellular component: plasma membrane. Lineage: Eukaryota; Metazoa; Arthropoda; Insecta; Hymenoptera; Pteromalidae. The transcript is spliced from 10 exons. The record is from RefSeq and is a predicted model, not a curated record.
CCACUGAGCUCUGGGAACGUAUACGUGCAACUGUGUAUAGGAGCUAUAAGCAUAGUCGACCGUGGCCGGCUCUAUAGCAGUUUAGCGCCGCGUGCAGCAAGUCUCAUCGUCGUUUUUACUCCCUCUUUCUAAUACUUACUGCACCGUUGGCCGUCGUCGGCGACACGUCUCUGACAAGGUGACGAUCGCGCUGCUGUUGGAUUUUUUGUCUGCUGUCUCUCUCCAUCUCUCUCUCUCUCUCUCUCUCUCUCUCUCUGUUUUAUACAUAGUUCUGUGUAUCUAUCUGUAUCGUAAAUUUUCAUCUUUUACUCGUGGCUUGUGUGAGUGUUAGACAUAUACGUGUAUAUUUGUAAAAAAAGAACCUCGAGAGAGGACUGCGUCGCUGAGGAGCUGCAGUGCGAGGAGGCAGCCGGCCGUUGUAACAGCUGGCAGGAUUCGAGGCGCGUGUCAGUCCUGUGAGGAUGUCAGUUCCCAUGACAAAUAUGAAUGGGAACGGUGCAACAAUCCAAAUCAACUCGCGGCCAGACGACAUCCGAAACCGGAUAAUCAAAGCCGAGGAUGGCAACAGUAAGGACAGCGAUGAGGGAACGUGUGGAAAGGUCCUUAUCAUACUCUCCUGGGCGCUGGUCAUCAUGACGAUGCCGUUCUCCCUCUUCGUGUGCUUUAAGGUGGUGCAAGAAUACGAAAGGGCAGUUAUAUUCCGCCUCGGUAGACUUCUCUCCGGUGGUGCUAAGGGACCAGGGAUAUUCUUCAUCCUGCCUUGCGUCGACAGCUAUGCCCGAGUCGACCUGCGCACGCGAACGUACGACGUACCGCCGCAGGAGGUGCUGACAAAGGACAGCGUGACGGUGUCGGUGGACGCAGUGGUCUACUACCGGGUGAACAACGCGACGAUCUCGAUCGCGAACGUGGAAAACGCCCACCACAGCACCAGGCUCCUGGCCCAGACGACUCUGCGAAACACGAUGGGCACGCGACCGCUUCACGAGAUCCUCAGCGAGCGCGAGACCAUCUCCGGUAAUAUGCAGAUCUCGCUCGACGAAGCCACCGACUCAUGGGGCAUCAAGGUAGAACGAGUUGAAAUCAAAGACGUACGACUGCCAGUCCAGCUGCAGCGAGCCAUGGCAGCCGAGGCCGAAGCUGCUCGCGAGGCGCGCGCUAAGGUCAUCGCUGCCGAGGGCGAGCAGAAGGCCAGCAGGGCUCUACGAGAGGCCUCCGAAGUCAUUGGAGAUUCACCCGCUGCCCUUCAGCUCCGAUACCUCCAGACGCUCAACACAAUCUCAGCCGAGAAGAAUUCGACGAUCGUGUUCCCGCUGCCGAUCGACAUGCUGACUUACUUCAUGAAGGCGAAAGAGGCGGCCUAAGCUUAUAACUCUCUAGAACAGGUCGAUCCUACUGGCCACCCAUACACGAGCACGCGUUUUUUCUUUUCCUCAAUCAAAACAAAUGACAACUCGAGAACUGCAAGCGACAAACUCUGCCGACUCUAAUGAUACACGAAAUCAAACCCUUUUACGAACUAUGUAUGCUAUUAUACAUAGUACGUAUACAAAAAAAAAAUAACAAUGAAUACAACGAUCGGCGAUGAACAAAGCAAAAAAGGCCGUCGUACCAAAGUAAUAAUAAUAAUAAUAAUUUACGACAAUGAACAAAUCCAGUAGGUAAACGCGCAAUUCUGAAUUAUAAGGUAUACACUGUAAUGUAUGUCGAUCAAUGUAUGACGAUUGCAGCCGUAUACGACAGUAUAUCGCUAUUCGAUUGUUUGUCCACUGUAUGCUCCUCGUAUGUACCCGACGUUGAAAAAGAAAGGAAAGAUAUAAUAACGAGCGAGCGUCAGAGAGAAUUUGCAGGUUGCGACUGCAAUUUACAUUAUACUAUUCCGUUGUAUUAUUGAUGUUGCAAAAGAUAUACAAGAGAGCAAAUUCUGGCUGACGACGAUUUUAACAAAUCUAUAUAAUAAUAUUCUCCCGACUAUACUAGUGUGUAAGAUUUGCACGGAGUCCAUUGUUACAAUGAAAAAUGCGUUAAAUAUAUUGAUGAGAGACUCUAUUCUACACUUUCUGUUUGAGACAAUCGAGAUUGUGGAAGUGCAGUCUGGCGCACAGACGAAUGAUUUGUUGUUUUAUUUUUCAGGCGAAACUGAAGCAUUGUAUUAUCAUUGAGGAUAAUCUUUACGCGUUUUUUACAUUUAUUGUAGGAUGAGACUUUAUUAUCCCUUCUAUAUGUUAUAGUUCUUUUGUUUUUAUUUAGAAUUAUUGUUGCAAAUUUGCUCAUUUCUUGCUUUCGUUAGAUACGUAUAUGAAUCUCGUUCUAGAGGGUGUACCUUGAUUCUUUCUUUUCUACAAAUUAUUAUAUAUACGAUGUAAGAAGGACGAUUAUUUUGAUAGCCUGAUAUAAAUAUUGUUGAGAAAAAAAAUACUUUACAUAAUUGCUUGAAACAUUGCAGUGCGAUUGUUAUUUAUGUGAGUUCAAAAUGUAUAUAAUAACUUGUAAAAAUUAACAAAGUCGAUUCUACGAAGAUACUAUAUAUAUUAUUCAGUCGGUAAAAAUCGUACCAACUUCGGAUCAUCAAAAAAAAGUUUUAAGUAAAUAGCGUAUAAUUAGUCGGUAAUUAUCGCGAUAAUGGUUAAACUUUGACCAAUUAUGGAUUUAACAAUAAUUUUUAUACAAAGAGUCAAAAGCGUUUAAUGAGCUGAGAGAAAUGCCUCUGAAAGACAUUAAAACGAACAUUAUUUUUAAUUACUCGAGAAAUUAUAACGAGCGAGCAAACUAAUUUUGUGAUAUUUUCCUAAUUGGUUACAAUUAACUGACGUGGCAACGGAAAUUAGCACGAAAAUUGCACAAUAUACAGAUCGAUGUGUGAAUAUUUUUCAUCAACGUACCACGAUUAUUCAUAUUAUACGAUUGCAAUAAAAAAAAAAUAAUGCACCAUAAUUUACAAGUUGACGAAAUUCAUAUUGAUUCAAAUAUUUCAAACGUUUUUCAAUCAAAUAUACACUUUUAAUUCAAGAUAUUAUAGUUUUAAGGACUUUAAAGAAAGUAUUUUUCAAACGACGUUUUUUGUACGAUUGCCUACGAUGAAUUUUUCUGUCGAACAAUUUUAUACGACGUUCUCAGAUCUUUGUAGAUUCAUAGAAUUAUUGGGACCCAGUCAUCAAAAUACUGAAGGUGCUUUCAUAGGCAAAAUUAUUGUGCAAAUAGUUUGAACUUAGAUUAUAAGUACGUAUUAUUGUUCUUAGAUAAUGUUUAAUCUUAAGUUUUCGUGCAAAGAUGUAAGUUUACGCAAAUCAAACAGAGCGAAGAAUUUGUAUCAGCCACUCUUACAGCAGAAUCGGCGAAAAACUCUUUUGAAAAAAAAACGUUUGUUCUGAGUAACCACCUCUUAUUGCUCAGCGUUAAUUACCAUGUGGAUUUUUGUAAAUAUAAUUUUUGUCACCAACGUUUUUUUCUUGUGCAAAUCCUUUUACUGAGAAAAUACAUACAAAUAUAUAUACAACAUACGACUGAAUUUGCUUGAUGAUUUUCAAGAUGGUUUUUCUGCCAAAAAAAGAUUUAGAUUUGAUAUUAUGACACCUAACGAAUAUGUAACCAAAAAUUGAAAUAUUACUACACUAGAUUUGUGAUUCUAAGACUAUUCCAUAUAUUUUUGAACUUAAUUUUAAACUACGUUUUACCCUAAAGUACUGAAGCAUCGACCAAUACAAACGAGACUGCGCUGAGCAAAUUCUCAAAGUAAAACGUGACAAUGAUAGGAAAAGUUAUGCGUUCAAUAGAGAAUUAACUCGAAAUUUAGUCGAUUGAAUAAUUUUUUUACUAAUUCUAUAUUUACACGUACAUAUAAAAAAUGAAAAAUGUGAGGGUGUUCAAAUCACAAAUAAAGUCUUGGAAUUGACAAUUGGGCUCAAACAAUCAUCAAAAAUCAAACAAAAUAUUUUAAAAGUUUCGGUAUGAAGAGACACAAAUUUAUAAACUAACGUAAUCAACGAUCUCUCGUCUCAGGCUCUUCUUCAUACGCAGACAUGACUUUUUCCAUUAUUUCCCACAGCUUAUCUCUGGUCAAAUCUCUACAGAAAACCUGUAAAAAAAUGUUAUCCGAGUAAAAAAGCUAUUCAUGAAUGUUAAACUGCAUAUCAUAUAAAAUCCAUGUUGUCUUGAAAAAUUUUAAAAUGUGAUUCACUCAAUGGAAUAGCAAAACUCUAUUACAAUAAAGUAUAUCAAUAAAGAAUA